Messenger RNA from Neocloeon triangulifer, 1703 nucleotides. RefSeq names its product dnaJ homolog subfamily B member 12. Gene Ontology annotation, molecular function: Hsp70 protein binding. The transcript has 5 exons. Gene Ontology annotation, cellular component: endoplasmic reticulum membrane. NCBI's taxonomy places the organism in Eukaryota, Metazoa, Arthropoda, Insecta, Ephemeroptera, Baetidae. Gene Ontology annotation, biological process: cellular response to misfolded protein. The coding region runs from base 229 to 1374 and encodes 381 amino acids. The record is from RefSeq and is a predicted model, not a curated record.
ACCCCACUGCUAUAAUAUUUUCAACAUGGACGGCUGCAGGUAAUUUAAAACCCGUCUUGUACUCGAACGAAUUUCAAAGUUUAGACCAAAGAUCUGUGUCUAAAAAGUUCAAGACAGAGUCGAAAACUCGGACAAGAACCUUGUUGCUCCAUCAGCAGUUUGCUCGUGAGAGAUUUAGUGCUGUGUAUAUAAAUCUUGCUCCGCAGUAGACACAGCUAGAGCAUAAUAAUGGACAGCAACAAAGACGAAGCUGAGAGAUGUCUGGAAUACGCAGAACGAUUUGCGGAACAAGGGCUCCUGGAAAAGGCUGAAAGGUUCAUCAUGAAGGCUGAAAAAUUAUACCCAACAACCAAGGCCAAAGAUUUAUUGUCAAAACUGAGCAAAAUGCAGGAAAAUCAAAGCCAAAAGAAUUCUGAGGACGAGCCUUCAUUUGUACGUCAACGUACAACUACAGCAAACAAGGAAAAUACAGCCUCACCUGCAGGUGCAAGUGCAGCAGGCACCGACGAAGGAGAUUAUACGAGCGAGCAAGUGGAAGCUGUAAAGAGGAUCAAACGUUGCAAAGACUACUAUGAGGUGCUGAGCAUUUCUAAGGAGGCAACCGACUCUGAAAUCAAGAAGGCGUACAAGAAGCUAGCCUUGCAGUUGCAUCCUGACAAAAAUAAAGUUCCCGGAGCAGCCGAGGCCUUCAAAGCCGUCGGCAAUGCAGUGGCUGUGCUGACUGAUGCGGAAAAACGAAAACGAUAUGAUCAGUUUGGCUCGGACGAAGAUCGUCUGAAUCACAGACACCAAGGACACUAUGACUACAGCUACAGUCGUGGAUUUGAGGCCGACGUCACGGCCGAGGAGUUGUUCAACAUGUUCUUUGGUGGUGGUUUUCCAAAUCAGAAUGUUUACGUCCGUCGUGGAGGUCGAUGGCAAAGAGCCCAAGCUGGAGCUAAUGGAGGUGGCGGCGGCGGUGGAGGGGGCCAGGCCGGUCAGGGAGGCUACACAGUUUUUCUCCAAAUGCUGCCCAUCUUGCUGCUGAUCUUCCUUUCCAUGAUGAGCAGUUUCUUCAUCUCUGAUCCGCUCUACUCCCUGCACCAGAGCCACAAGUUCCCUGUCGCAAGGAAAUCUAUGAACCUCAAAAUUCCGUACUAUGUUAAGGAAAAUUUCCAUACCGAAUACCAAGGAAGUCUGCGGAGACUGGAGUCGUCCGUUGAAGAAGACUAUGUGAAUGGAUUACGACACGCUUGCCACAGAGAAAAGCAUUAUAGGGAAUCAAUGCUAUGGAAAGCACGCAAUUUCGGUGACCACCAGUUAUUCCAAAAGGCGCAGAACAUACGAACGCCGUCUUGUGAAACUCUGCAACAACUCCAUGCCCAGGCAGCUUGAGAAGAUUUUUGUUUUGUACGAUUGGCUCUGAUGUCUUUUAACUGUUAAAUUAUUUCUUCUUAUUUCCCUGAUCGGCUGCUCGUGGUCUUGUAAAUUUACUGUCGACAAGACAUGUAAUUUUGUAUUUUGUCAUAUUAGCUUGGCGAUACUUAAGUCAAGCUCGCUGUGACUCCCACUGGCAUGCCUCAAAAAUGAAAACUAUCAUUGAUGUUAGGGUUGUUUACUUCUUAUGCCGCACGCUGCGUUAGUCAGCGAGUUUUACCCAUUCCAAAGAAUUUAAAUGGAAUAUCAUUAAUAACAACGAUUCCUGUGUUUCUAAAAAUUGGUUA